AAACCCCAGCAGCACAGCAGAGCGUGGGGCAGCCGGAGCCAAGCCGAGGGCAGGGGCAGCAGAGGAGGAUGGAGGCUCACAUGAACCUCCUGCACGACGUGGGCAUCCGGACAACGCACUGGCUGCAGCAGCACUUCCAGGGCUCCCAGGACUGGUUCCUCUUCAUCUCCUAUGCUGCUGACCUCAGGAAUGCUUUUUUUGUCCUCUUCCCCAUCUGGUUCCACUUCAGUGAGGCAGUGGGCAUCAGACUCAUCUGGGUGGCUGUGAUCGGAGACUGGCUCAACCUUGUCUUCAAGUGGAUCCUCUUCGGAGAGAGACCAUACUGGUGGGUCCACGACACGGACUAUUACAACAACAACUCUGCCCCAGAGAUCCAGCAGUUCCCGCUCACCUGCGAGACUGGCCCUGGGAGCCCGUCUGGCCAUGCCAUGGGCGCAGCAGGUGUGUACUACGUCAUGGUGGUGGCCCUCCUCUCCGCUGCUGGUGGGAAGAAGCAGUCAAGGACAUUCGGAUACUGGGUGCUGUGGACGGUGCUUUGGACGGGGUUCUGGGCAGUUCAGGUCUGCGUCUGCCUGUCUCGAGUCUUCAUUGCUGCUCACUUCCCCCACCAAGUCAUUGCAGGUGUUUUCUCAGGGAUGGCUGUGGCCAAGACCUUUCAGCAAGUCCACUGCAUCUACCACGCCAGCCUCCAUCGGUACACGGGCAUCACCUUAUUCCUCUUCAGCUUCACCAUUGGUUUCUACCUGCUGCUGCGGGUGCUUGGCGUGGACCUGCUCUGGACACUGGAGAAGGCACAGAGGUGGUGCAACCGCCCUGAGUGGGUUCACAUCGACACCACCCCCUUUGCCAGCCUCCUCCGUAACCUGGGUGUCCUCUUUGGGCUGGGGCUGGCUGUCAACUCCCACAUGUACAAGAAGAGCUGCCAGGGGAAGCAGGGCCAGCAGCUGCCCUUCCGCCUGGGCUGUGUCGUUGCCUCCCUCAUCAUCCUCCACAUCUUUGACGCCUUCAAGCCACCCUCCCACAUGCAGCUGCUCUUCUACGCCCUCUCCUUCUGCAAGAGCGCAGCCGUGCCGCUGGCUACUGUCAGCCUCAUCCCCUACUGCCUCUCCCACCUCAUGGCCACACAGGACAAGAAGGCUGCCUAGGGCGUCCCUGCAGGUAAUUGUGCCCAGGCAAGUGGCCACCCUAGCCCUGGUCUCAGGGGCACCCACUAGCCCUGGUGCACCCCAGCCACUGUGUGCUCCCUGCUGAUUUUGCACUGGGAGUGGACUGUGGAGGCUGGGCAGGCGGCGCUGCCGGGUGGCUCCCACCACACAGACCCACAGACUCAGUUGUGCCCUUGCUGAUGGCACAGCGAGCCUUGCACUCCCAGGACUCCCCUGCUGCCCCUCCUGCACCCACGGGUGGAGGUCACCUGCCUGGGACCCAGCAGCAGCGGUGGCGAGAUCCUGCACUCCCUCUGCAGCUCAUGGGGACACGCCAGCUCCGCACUGCAGGGCUGGGGACAGCACCACCGGGAGCAGGGUGCUCACCCCUGGGUGCCUGGGGUCUGCUGGCAAGGCAGCUCUGUGACAGGAACGGGCAGACACUGUGACAUGGAGAUAAAGUGCCAGCAUGAGGGACCCUGCAGCCCUGGGGCGUUGGGUGUUCGCUGCUGUGAUGCAGCGUGGGGUGAUUGUACACCUGUGUGUGUACAUAUGUUACACGUAUCUAUACACACAUGACAUGGGGGUGUGGCUGUGCACAGGAGGUGUUUUAUUAAAGCUGAAGGUGUGUUUA
Neopelma chrysocephalum (saffron-crested tyrant-manakin) is the source of this 1779-nucleotide messenger RNA. RefSeq names its product glucose-6-phosphatase catalytic subunit (gene G6PC1). The coding region runs from base 69 to 1145 and encodes 358 amino acids. The record is from RefSeq and is a predicted model, not a curated record. NCBI's taxonomy places the organism in Eukaryota, Metazoa, Chordata, Aves, Passeriformes, Pipridae. Gene Ontology annotation, cellular component: membrane. The transcript has 5 exons. Gene Ontology annotation, molecular function: glucose-6-phosphatase activity. Gene Ontology annotation, biological process: glucose 6-phosphate metabolic process; gluconeogenesis.